AGAGCUGCACGUAAGUUGAGUGUGGUCUUCGUCUGUAUCAAAGCUCCUUUUCUCUAUUCCUAGUUCUGUUAAUGGCUCCUAGAAUCCUACUAUGCGGCGACGUUUUGGGCCAUCUGAACCAGCUCUUUAAGCGCGUGUCAUCGGUGAACAAAUCUGCGGGUCCAUUCGACGCGGUGUUGUGCGUGGGUCAGUUCUUCCCUGAGUCACCAGAACAGGUCGAUGAGAUGAUGGCUUACAUUGAAGGUGGGUCCCAGAUUCCCCUCCCAACUUACUUCAUCGGCGACUACGGCGUCGCUGCCCCUAAAAUUUUAUUGUCAGCUUCCAAAGACAUCGCCAACCGUGGUUUCAAGAUGGAUGGCUUGAAGGUUUGCGAUAAUUUGUAUUGGUUGAAAGGCAGUGGCAAGUUCUCUCUCUUCGGGUUAUCCGUGGCCUAUUUAUCUGGUAGGAAAUCACCAGGUAUUCAACAGUUUGGAACAUUCAGUCAGGAUGAUGUUGAUGCUUUGCGAGCAAUAGCUGAGGAACCUGAGAUUGUUGAUUUGUUCUUGACUAACGAAUGGCCAAGUGGGGUCACAAAUAGAGCAGCUACUUCAGACAUUCCUGCUGGGCUCUCGGAUUCUACAGGCAGCGAUUCAACCAUAUCAGAGUUAGUAGAAGAGAUUAAACCGCGCUAUCACAUUGCAGGCACUAAAGGUAUAUACUAUGUGCGUGAACCAUAUUCCAACGUUGAUGCUGUGCACAUCACUCGUUUCAUAGGACUUGCAUCUGUUGGAAAUAGAGAUAAGCAGAAAUUUAUUCAUGCAAUUUCUCCCACACCUGCAUCCACCAUGUCUUCAGCUGAGAUUGCCAUGAAAACCACAAAUACCACCUUAUCGCCAUACACAUUUGUGGAUAAAAAAUCUUCUCCAAAGGAUUCCACAAAGAGAUCCAGCGAAAGUAUAUCUGAUUCUCAAUAUUGGAGAUAUGAUGUUUCUCAAAAGCGACAGAAACACAAAUCUGGAGAUGGUGAUAAGAUGUGUUUCAAAUUUGUAUCUUCUGGCUCUUGUCCAAGAGGAGAGGAGUGCAAUUUUCGACACGACACAGAUGCUAGAGAGCAGUGUAUGAGAGGUGUUUGUUUUGAUUUUUUGAACAAGGGAAAAUGUGAAAGGGGUCCAGAUUGCAACUUUAUGCACAGCUUGCAGGAUGAAGGUGAUAGGCUUCCUUCCAGGAUGCCUGGAUCUGAAAAUACUAGGUCUAGCAGAUCAAAAGAAUGUUGGUUUUGCUUGUCAAGCCCCAAUGUGGAGUCGCAUUUAAUCAUAAGCAUUGGGGAAAAUUACUACUUGGCACUGGCUAAAGGUCCACUCGUUGAAGACCAUGUGCUGAUAAUACCAGUUGAGCAUAUGCCAAAUACCUUAUCGCUGUCUUCUGAAUCUGAACUUGAGCUCUUUAGGUUUCAGAACAGUCUCAAAAGGUACUGCAAGAACCAAGGAAAGGAAGUCAUCUUUUUUGAGUGGGUUUCCAUACGUGGCACUCAUGCCAAUCUUCAGGCCAUUCCCAUUCCAUCUUCCAAAGCAGUUAUUGUUGAAAAAGUAUUCAAUUUAGCUGCCCAAAAGUUGGGAUUUAAAUUCGUGGCAAAGAAAUUUGAUAGUAUUUCUGAUGGAAGAAAGUUUUUGAAGACACAAAUCGAUGGGAACUCAAGCUUGUUCUAUGCUGAAGUCCCAGGAGACACAAUUCUGCUGCAUCAUGUUGAGGAGAAAGAAAGAUUUCCUGCCCAAUUUGGACGUGAGGUUCUGGCGGGGUUGCUUAAUAUGGCAGAUAAUGCAGAUUGGAGGAUUAACAAACAUAGCAAAGAUGAAGAAAUGAAAAUAGUUGAAGAUUUCAAGAGCCGGUUUCAAGAAUAUGAUCCAAACUGUUGAUUGUUCAUGCAUUAAAUUCUCAUUUUACAGCGAUGCCAUCAUUAUUAUGGUGAUUCCAAGUGCAACUUUGGGUUAUAUGUCCAAUUGCUUGGGUGCUGAAUACCAAACUGAAAGGAGACUUAAUAGUCUUUCUGCUUUCCAAUUUGUCACUUUUUUAUCAGCAGUUCCUAUGGCUAAGAAUCACCAAGCUGAAGUGGCUAUUCCAUCACUUAGGCGAUAUGCAUCUGUUGACGAGCAGCCGUAGCAGCCAAGUUUGGAAACAGGCUGGAUUUCCACCUUCUUUAUAUAAGAAAUUGAGAAGUGGCCCUGAAGGGACCAUAUUCAGCCACUCUACUAAGCUUCGAUGGACCCGCUAAUUCGAAUGACUAGAGUCAAGAGACCACUAGACUGCUGGAGGCCCAAUUUUCUUCAAUGUUCGGCCUUGUUGGAUGGAGUUAACGACUAUAGGAAAGAGCAUAAAUGUAUCUGUGUAAUAUAAAACUAUAUUGGAAAAGGAGGUGGCAAUUCAUUUGGAUCUUGCAAGUGGUUUGAAUCAUUGGAUGAAACUCUUUUACCCUAUGGGCUAUUCCAUGAAAGUUGUUAAGCAUUAUUUUCUGAAACAGUAAGGAGCGGUACCAAAGGACAAAGAUAAGAAAGGGUGGAGUAAGUGGAAAGAGAACAAAGGGAUGCCCAGGUCUUUGGUGCCAUGUAUACACUGGUCGUCGUAAUUUGCUCCUUUGGGUUCAUUGUCCAGGCUUCUUUUAUUUUUUUGGUCUCAAUGUGGAAAAUAUUUAAUUCUGUGGGGUUUGGACUUUAAAAACCAAAGAGAGUAUUUUCAUAGAUUGAGUGGACUUGUCUAUAUGGGGUGUAUUCUUCGUUCUUUGCAUUGAUGUGGAGUGGACUUUUAGAAUGCCGAAAAGAAAAAGAUAAUGGUCUUUAA
Gastrolobium bilobum is the source of this 2811-nucleotide messenger RNA. Its product is annotated as zinc finger CCCH domain-containing protein 64. Lineage: Eukaryota; Viridiplantae; Streptophyta; Magnoliopsida; Fabales; Fabaceae. Gene Ontology annotation, molecular function: RNA lariat debranching enzyme activator activity; metal ion binding. The transcript is spliced from 13 exons. The record is from RefSeq and is a predicted model, not a curated record. Gene Ontology annotation, biological process: mRNA splicing, via spliceosome. Gene Ontology annotation, cellular component: post-mRNA release spliceosomal complex. Bases 72 to 1892 code for a protein of 606 amino acids.